AUGGGGUCUGGGUCGUCUGCCUAUAGGAUGAUAUACCUGGACGUCGAUGGAAGGAUUCAGAAGGUGGUCUUCAGCCGUUUCUGUAGCCCCUGUGACAUUAAGGAGCUCUUCUGCACAGCUGCGGGACUGUCCAGGAAUACGACAAUUUCCCUUCUGGAUUCAACUGGAGCAAUGGUCUCGAUCGACCCCACCAUGCCAAACAACACAGAGAGGUCGCCGUACAGAGUGUUGGCCCUGAUGGGAGGACAACUGGCAGAUAAAGAAGAACUUUUCCAGAAUGUUCUGACCCAAGUGGCCGAGCAGUUUUCAAGGGCAUUCAAAAUUAACGAGUUGAAGACAGAGGUGACAAAUCGCUUAGCCAUGUUGGAGAAAAGAGUAGAGUUGGAGGGGAUGAAAGUGGUGGAGAUAGAGAAAUGUCGCAGCGACAUUAAGAAGCUGCGAGAGGAGAUGGCCUCCAGGAGCAACAGCAAUUUCCUGGAGGACAGUAAGAAGCUGACUCCGCGUAGGGAUGUGCCUUCCUACCCUAAGUACGUGCUCUCGCAGCAGACCAUAGACGCCCUCAGAAAACCCACCUUUGACGUUUGGCUGUGGGAGGCAAAUGAGAUGCUGAGCUGCCUGGAACAUAUGUAUCAUGACCUGGGGCUGGUCAGAGACUUCAACAUCAACCCCAUCACUCUGAAAAGAUGGCUGCUUUGUAUCCAUGACAACUACCGGAACAAUCCUUUCCAUAACUUCCGUCACUGCUUCUGCGUCACACAGAUGAUGUACAGCAUGAUUUACCUCUGCAACCUACAGGAAAAAUUCACACAGGUGGAUAUUCUGAUUCUGAUGACUGCAGCUGUAUGUCAUGACUUAGAUCACCCAGGAUACAAUAACACCUACCAAAUAAACGCGAGAACAGAGUUGGCCGUCAGAUAUAACGACAUUUCUCCUCUGGAGAACCAUCACUGCGCUGUGGCCUUUCAGAUCUUCUCUCAGCCUGAAUGCAACAUCUUCUCCAAUUUCGACCCUGAGACCUUUAAACAGAUUCGUCAGGGAACUAUCACACUCAUCCUAGCGACAGACAUGGCCAGACACGGUGAGAUCCUGGACUCUUUCAAACAGAAAGUGGACAACUUUGACUUCACUAAUGAGGAACAUGUCACAUGUCUGAAGAUGGUGCUCAUUAAGUGCUGCGACAUCUCUAAUGAGGUGCGGCCGAUGGAGGUGGCAGAGCCCUGGGUCGACUGUUUGCUGGAGGAGUACUUCAUGCAGAGUGACAGAGAGAAGGCAGAGGGUUUACCUGUUGCUCCCUUUAUGGACAGAGAAAAGGUCACUAAACCCACGGCUCAGAUUGGCUUCAUCAAGUUCGUCCUUAUUCCCAUGUUUGAAACCGUGAUGAAGCUGUUCCCUCAGAUUGAAGAGGUGAUGGUGCAGCCACUCAGAGAAUCUCGCGACAGAUAUGAAGAGCUCAAACAGAUCGACGAUGCCAUGAACGAGGUUCAGAAGAAGAAGAGCGAGAACCUGACCAUGGGAGGGAAGAAGAAGUGAUGGGAGGGACUCAGCCUCUGUUGCGUUAUAUUCCACAACCAGUAUACCAGCAGCUCCAGUAUACCAGCAGCUCCAGUAUACUAGCAGCGUUCCCUGUCCUCACGUUACCUGGAGUGAAACUGGACUCUACCGUUUUAGCGUUUGACUCCACUGAGACCAGUAAACUGUGGGAGAGACGGACUAAGAUACUGAG
Chanos chanos (milkfish) is the source of this 1723-nucleotide messenger RNA. It is a transcript of the gene pde9aa, whose product is annotated as phosphodiesterase 9aa. Gene Ontology annotation, biological process: signal transduction. The transcript is spliced from 18 exons. Gene Ontology annotation, molecular function: 3',5'-cyclic-nucleotide phosphodiesterase activity. Bases 1 to 1530 code for a protein of 509 amino acids. The record is from RefSeq and is a predicted model, not a curated record. Lineage: Eukaryota; Metazoa; Chordata; Actinopteri; Gonorynchiformes; Chanidae.